Aspergillus calidoustus is the source of this 1297-nucleotide messenger RNA. The record is from the annotation of a GenBank genome assembly. NCBI's taxonomy places the organism in Eukaryota, Fungi, Ascomycota, Eurotiomycetes, Eurotiales, Aspergillaceae.
AUGUCCUUGCUCUCCCUCCCAAACGAACUCCUCCUCCUCAUCGCUUCCCACCUCCCCUUCCCGCGCGACCUCUACGCGCUAACCCUCCCAAACAAACGGCUGCACACCCUCCUAGACCCCUACCUCUACAAACGCGACGUCGUCAAAAACCACAGCUCCGUCCUUCUCUGGGCCUCGCGACACGGCCACACAAUCCCCGCGAAAAAAUCCCUCGCCGCAGGCGGCGACCCCAACACCCUGGCAGAUGUCGACGAGGGCCCCUUGCACUGCGCGUGUAAUAAGGGAUACGCAGAGAUUGUAGACCUCCUACUGGCAGCGCCAGAGGUUGAGCCGGAUCUUGUGAGUGCGCAUGGGCAGACGCCGCUGUGCAUUGCUGCGAUGCGAGGGAAUGUUGCCCUUGCGCGCAAACUGCUAGGUACCGGGAAAGUCGAGGUGAAUAAGCCCGCGUUCGGCAAUUUCGCGCCCCUGGGUGUUGCGGCUGCGUAUGGGCAGGCGGCCAUGGUACAAUAUCUGCUCUCCGUUCCCGGGAUUGAACCCGACUUGCGGAACGCGGGGGGGUACAGCGCGCUGACUGUCGCGGUGAACCAUUGGCACGCUGCCGCUGUGGAGCUCCUUGCUGGGGUGGAUGGCGUCGAUUUGGAGUUCCCUGAUCAAAUGGGGCGGUCGCCGCUGUCUGUGGCGGCGAGUAUGGGGGCCGUGGAUGUUGUGAGGGUGUUGUUGGCGUCGGGGAGGGUGGAUGUGAAUUCGCCGGAUGCGGCGGGGGAGACGCCGUUGGGGUGGGCGGCGAUUUAUAGGAAGCAUGAGGUGGUAAAGGUUUUGCUUACGGUGGACGGGGUUGAUCGGUCCAAGUUGACCGAGAGGCAUCUUGUGGCCCUCGGGUGGGAGAGUAUUCCAUGCGGAGCUCAGUUCGAGUAAGACUGCGAGAAACUGCUUCUUAUGAUACAGACAGCGGUCAAGACAUACGGUUGAUAGAGAGAGAUGAUGCAGCAUGGAAGCUGUUUUCCUAAAGAAAGACCAGCCUCGAAUUAGACCCCAGUACGCAGGGAAGAUUAAGUACAGAGAGACAGCCAAGAAUCGAACAAUUACCCCCAAAAUAUACACCACCUUCCAACAUCUUCAUCCUCAUCCAUCCAUCACUCAUACCAUGCUAGAUAGUCUGUACAAGACAAAACGAUCUAGUAGUAAAGCGGGUUCUCAGGAUCAGUGAGAUCAAAGACAACACUCGAGUGCGGCUUGGCCCCACCCCUGUUGGCAAACUCGCGAGAGAAGUCAAUCGACCGGUUGAAGCUGAGGGACC